AUGGAGUGUAACCUGGGCAGCGAAAUAGGCCUCAAGAUGCGCAGUGCCGUCAAGGCGAAGCUGCUGGAACUGGGCACGGGCGGCUCAUCCGGCUUUAUAGACGACGAACUGCCGGACUACGUGAUGGUGAUGGUGGCCAACAAACGAACCAAACAGCAAAUGGCCGCCGAGUUAAAUCUCUUUCUGGGCGACCAGACGGAUCUCUUUGUCACUUGGCUGCACGAAGUUCUCCAGAAGCUGCAGGAAGUCACAUUGCCCACAGCCAGUGCGUCCAGCAAGAAGCGCAAGUCCCGACAGCUCGAAGCACCCUCCAAGUCAAAGGAAAAAGACAAACGCCACUCGAAGAAGGAUAAAAGGCUGCAGAGAAAGUCGGGCGAUGAGAUGCCAGAUGCACAGUCAAGCUCUGCGGAUGCAAUGCCCGUGAUUAGCUCCAUAACCGAUGCCUUUGCCGAGGAGCUGCUGGAGAAAGCCAAAAAAUCGCUUGACAUCGACAUCAAUGCCAAGGAUGAGAUUGUGCACAAAAAGAAGCGCAUGUCAAUGGAGAGCGACGAGGACGCUGGAGACGCAGAUGAGGCGGCACCCACUACAGAGACAAACUCAACCACCGCCAGCGGCGUCAAUCGGCAAAAGGAUCUGGCCGAGCUGGCUGAGAUUCAAAAGAAAAUCCAUGCGGCCAAGAAGCAUUUGCGCCAAAUAGGCGAAAUAGAGGACGAGAGUGAUGUGGAGGAGGAGGAGGAGGAGGACGACGAAGACGGCGAUCUCUUGAACAUCAACGAACAGGAGGAGGAGCCGGAAGCCGUUGAAGCUAUGCAAGAAGAGGUCCCUCCGGCACGCAAAACCAAAAGUCCCAUUGUCUUCAAGAGGCGAGAGAGAACUCCUCCCGUGGCGCGUGUCGAGCCGGAAAUUGAUGCCCGCCAGGCGGCCAAGAUGGAUGUGGAGAUUGAGAAGGAAAAGGAAAAGGAAAAGCCCAAGGAGGAUCGCUCGGAACGACGUUCGGUGCAUGAUCGUCUGGGCUCCAAGCAGGCCUCCCAGCCGUCAACAGAGCGUCCGCAACGUGGCCAAAAAGAGCUCUAUGUACCGGCACAUCGUAGACGCUUGGAGGCAUCGGAAGUACAGGUACCCAAGGAGCGCAGCCAGCGUGAACGCUCCAGGGAACGUCGCUCCAGUCGCGACAAUCUGCGAGAAUCGAAUCGUGCACAUCGCCAGCGACGUUCGCCCAGCCCCGAGGCACCCAAGCAACGCAUUGGGUCGCGUGUCAUUGUGGCUGUGCACAAGCCGCCAGAGCCCUCGGAUGAUGAAGAUAUGGCGGAUAAGCCGGUCAAUUCGGUCAUCAAGAUCAAGCCCAGGCCCCAUGUGUCGCCACGGAGACAGGCGUGCAAGAAUUUACUCAUGAGAGCUGUGGCCGAUGCCCAGAGAUCAACGAUUCUGGCCAAGUCAGCAGCGCCAUCGGUAAAGAAAGAUGUUGAGGAGGUGGAGCUGGUCAGCACCUCGCUGGGCAAACGCAAGGCACCCGAAAAGAGCGAACGGGAACGAUCGCGUGACCGUGCCAAGCGCAGUGCACCCACCCCAGAGCUGUUCAGGCGCAGCACUCGAGAGUUGGUGGUGAAUGUGCUACAGCGGGAUGCGUCUGGCAAGCAACAGCACUCCUCCGCCAGUGCCUCUCGACGCUCCAACGAUAGUCAUGCCGAGCUAAAGCUGAAAGUGGUGGAGGAAGAGUAUGGGCCCAGUCUCGUGGCCGAGGACUAUGAGCCGUAUGUGCCGCAGCUACUGAAUCACGUGGAGGAUAUAGAUCUGCACAUUGGUUCGCCAGAGGCGAGACCCAGCUCGAAAGGACCCAAAACUCAAUUUGUGGUGACGCUGAAUGGGGAGAAAACCAACAGGCCGGAUAGAGACUCUGCCUAUCGCAAGCGCAGCAUCUCGGUGUCAUCCUCGCCCGUAGCCACAACACCACAACAAGUGACCUCCUCCAGUGCGGAAAUAACAGCUGCAGCUGCCUCCUCCUCCUCAACACUCGACAGACGUCGCAAAUCCAAUCGAGCAUUGAGCAUCAGCCCAUCGCCCAACUCGAGCCCAUCUCAUCAAGUCACACGAAGUCUGAAGCGUAAUGAGGUGCUCAGGCAGCAGCAGGAAAUCAAAAAGAUCAUCAUCAAAAAUGACACAGACGAGGACGAUGAGACGCACAGUGCACCGCCAAAGAAGACUCAGUUGCCGCACAAGCGAUCCUCGGGCGGCACUGCCUCGGCCCCGGCCAAUGGUCACAAGGAAAAGCGAGCAAAGGCUGCCACAGAGGAGCGCUCCAAUACGCCACCACUGCCGGCCACAAGCCGUCAAGCCUUGCCCAAGCUGGAGAAGCGAGCUGUCAGCAAAGAGAAACCGGCAAAUGCAAAUGCAAAUUCAAACUCAAGUGUAGAGCCUGCAGCGGCAACAGCAACGACAGUUGCACCAGUGUCUGUUAUAGUCUCUGCAACUGCCAAAAAUAAACACACGCCCAUACGCUUUACAUUAAAGUCGGAGGACAAACCACAAGCAACGGCACAGCCACCGGCACAGCCUGCAUCAAGAAAGCGUCGCUCGGGCAGUCACGAACGUGCUACGUCGUUGGAGAGGCGCAAAGUGCCCUUGCGGAAUUUAGAGGAUAGAAAAUAUGACAAUUUGCCGGCAUUAAGCGCCGUCAGCGUGGACUCGGCCGUGUUGAAGGUGAGCAAGCCCAAGGAGCGUUGCAAAUAUCAUCCAAGUUGCACUAAACAAUUCUGCGAAUACUAUCAUCCAACGGCGCCAUGCAAGUCCUUUCCCAAUUGCAAGUUUGCGGACAAAUGUAUGUACUCGCAUCCCAAGUGCAUGUACGACAUGUCGUGCAUGAGCAUCGACUGUAAUUAUGCACACAGCGGGCAGCGGGAUCUCAGUCAUGUGCAGCUAACAGCACCGCCCUUAUCUUCCCAUGUUAUACCCGUGCAGAACUAUAAAUCAAUAUCGGCACCCAUGACGGCCACCACAGCGACGACAAUGUGCAAAUAUUAUCCAAAUUGCACCAAAGUGGGCUGCACCUUCUAUCAUCCAAAGCCUUGCCGUUUCGGCAAGAAUUGCGUCAAUAAGCUGGAGUGUGUCUUCUAUCAUCCGGAGAUGCAGAGCAAAUUCAAAUGGGUUGCCUCAAUGGGCUAAGCACCAUCAAUUUUAACAAUAUUUAGCUAAUGUCAUUUUAAUCACUACAACUACCCCGCGCUCUACGGCUCCCUGCUACGCUAGAUCCCCGCUACACCAAAACCUUUUUUUCUA
Messenger RNA from Drosophila guanche, 3273 nucleotides. RefSeq names its product zinc finger CCCH domain-containing protein 14 (gene Nab2). Gene Ontology annotation, cellular component: nucleus; cytoplasm. The transcript is spliced from 5 exons. The record is from RefSeq and is a predicted model, not a curated record. NCBI's taxonomy places the organism in Eukaryota, Metazoa, Arthropoda, Insecta, Diptera, Drosophilidae. The coding region runs from base 1 to 3159 and encodes 1052 amino acids. Gene Ontology annotation, biological process: regulation of mRNA stability. Gene Ontology annotation, molecular function: poly(A) binding; metal ion binding.